ACAGGUCAGAGGCCGGAACUGGGCAGGUUGUGGAAAGCGCAGGGUUUUGACAAAACAAGCGGCGACGGUACCACCGCAGGGUCUAUGGCCGAGGCGGUGAGGCCCCAGCGCCGGGCCAAGGCCAAGGCCGGCCGGACCAAAACCAAGGAAAAGAAGAAAUAUGAAAUCCUUCAGAGGGAAGAGUCUGAUGAAAUCUCUCUUGCCAAAACCCCUAGAGAGGUGGAAAUCCCUACUCCAGCUUGUGAAUUUAAAGGAGACCAUCUGAAAGUAUUAACUGAUUCCCAGCUCCAGAAUGAUGCCAGUGGACAAAAUGAGAGUGAAAUGUUUGAUGUACCACUUACCUCCUUAACUGUGAGCAGUGAAGAGUCUCUGACAUGUAACACAGAGACUUUAAAGGACGGGGAGGAGAUCAGAGCCCACGUUGGGGAUGAUGCAAUCAAGCUCAAGGUCAACCCUGGAGACAGUAUUGGAACCAAAGCAGAAACCCUCAAGAACUCUACAGAAGUAGAGGAAGAUAAAUUGGUACAGUGUGGACCUUCAGAAAGCACGCUGCAAUCUAAUGUUUCUUAUAUUCAACAGGAGAUAGAAAAUUUACAGCUCAGAGAAACUCAGAAUAGGAAAGAAGACGAAAGCUUGGGUCUUUCUUCAGAGGUGCUCCAAAAUAUUGGCUUGCAGAGUCCUUGUGAAGCCAAAGACAUUUUUCAGCCACCUAGAGUGAGAAAACUGUAUCCCCAGUUGCCAGCUGAAAUUGCUGAUGAUGUACCAGCUUUGGUGGCAGUGAAACCCUUUCUUCGCAAUGAGCGCCUCUACCCGGAGCUCCCAUCUCAACCGGAAGUGGUGCCAUUUACUAAAGAGCAGCUAAAAAUCUUUGAGCCCGGUUCAUGGCUGGAAAAUGUUGAGUCAUAUUUAGAAGAAUUUGACAGCAUGGCUCAUCAGGACAGGCAUGAAUUUUAUGAGUUGCUUUUGAACUACUCACGAUGUAGGAAGCAGCUGCUGCUGGCCGAAGCCGAGCUCCUUGCUCUGACGUCUGAUUGUCAAAGUGCUAAAAAUCGACUGUGGCAUUUUAAGGAGGAACAGUUGUCAGUUCAGGGUAUCUGCGAGGAUCAAGUGAAAGUUUCAGGCUAUCACCGCUACCAGAGAGUGGAGAUGAGUGAAAGUGCCCUGGGAGAGCUAAAGAAGCUGUUUGAUGCCAAAUCCGAGCACCUCCACCAGACCCUGGCUCUGCAUUCUUACACCUCUGUGCUCUCCCGGUUGCAAGUGGAGUCUUACAUCUAUGCGUUGCUCAAUAGUUCGGCUGUUCUGAGAUCUUUAGCAAUUCAUCAGGAAGGCCGAGCUUCUAAACAGAUAGCAAGCAUUCCUUCUGAUCUGUGUCAGCUAAAGGAGUGCAUUAGUGUCUUGUUCAUGCUCACCAGGAGGGUUAAUGAAGAUGCUCAGUUCCAUGACGAUAUUCUUCUGUGGCUGCAGAAAUUGGUGUCAGUGUUACAAAGAGUCGGCUGUCCUGGAGAUCACCUCUUUCUUCUAAACCAUAUUCUUCGCUGCCCAGCUGGUGUUAGUAAAUGGGCUAUUCCUUUUAUCCAGAUCAAAGUUAUGAAUAACCCAUCAGGGGUCUUUCAUUUUAUGCAGUCCCUUGCCCUGCUAAUGUCUCCUGUCAAAAAUCGAGCAGCGUUCCUGUGCCACAUGAAGCCCAGCGAGCGGAAGCCAUCGUCCUCAGGGCCUGCGCCUGGGACGUGGACGCUAGUGGACGAGGGAGGAGAAGAGGAUGAAGACCCUGAGACCAGUUGGAGUCUCCUUAAUGAAGAUGAUUUGGUUAUUCUUUUAUCCCAGUUUCCAUUUCAUGAACUUUUUCAGCAUCUUCUUGGGUUUAAAGCAAAAGGUGAUUAUUUACCUGAAACAACAAGACCUCAAGAGAUGAUGAAAAUGUUUGCCUUUGCUAACUCCUUAGUGGAACUUCUGGCUGUGGGGUUAGAAACUUUUAAUAGAGCACGCUAUAGGCAGUUUGUGAAGCGAAUCGGUUACAUGAUGAGGAUGACCCUUGGUUAUGUGAGUGACCACUGGGCACAGUUCGUGAGCCACAACCAAGGCUCGGGAUUGGCCCUGCAGCCCUACUCCAUGGAGAAACUGCAGGUUGAGUUCGAUGAGCUGUUUUUGAGAGCUGUCCUCCAUGUGCUGAAAGCCAAAAGACUUGGCAUUUGGCUGUUUAUGUCGGAAAUGCCCUUCGGGACACUGUCGGUCCAGAUGCUCUGGAAGCUCUUCUAUCUCAUGCACCAGGUGGAGAGCAGGGAUCUGGAGGAGCUCUGCACCGUCCUCCCGCCCGCCGAGUGCAAGAAGCGGCUGCAAGACCCAGAACAUUUUGUCAACUUUGAGAAGUGUCUUUCUUCCAUGAAUAGCUCAGAAGAGAUUUGCCUUCUAACUACUUUUGCUCAGAUGGCGCAGGCCAGAAGAACCAAUGUGGACGAAGACUUCAUAAAAAUUAUUGUGCUGGAGAUAUAUGAGGUAUCUUACGUCACCCUGUCCACCAGAGAGACUUUUUCAAAAGUUGGUCGAGAGCUGUUAGGGGCCAUCACAGCGGUUCACCCUGAGAUAAUUUCUGUCCUUUUGAAUAGAGUUCAAGACACCAUUGACCAGGUUGGAAUGGUUUCUUUAUACUUGUUUAAAGAACUACCUUUGUAUCUCUGGCGACCUUCUGCCUCUGAGAUGGCUGUGAUUCGGGACUGGUUAUUGAAUUAUAACCUGACAAUGGUGAAGAAUAAACUGGCCUGCGUUAUUCUAGAAGGACUGAAUUGGGGGUUUGGUGACCAGGGUUCUCUUCAUCUGGAUCAAGCAGUCCAUGCUGAAGUAGCUUUAAUGAUUCUGGAAGCAUACCAGAAGUACCUUGCACAGAAGCCAUACGCUGGGCUUCUCUCUGAAAGUAUGAAACAGGUUUCAUAUUUGGCCAGUAUUGUUCGAUAUGGAGAGACACCUGAGACUUCAUUUAACCAGUGGGCCUGGAACUUGAUCUUGAGGUUAAAACUGCACAAAAACGACUAUGGAAUACAGCAGAAUUCUCCAACUGUUCCCUUCUCCAGCACUGUGCCUGAAAUGACAGAGUCACCCACGUUCCAUCCUCUCUUGAAGGCUGUCAAGGCGGGCAUGCCCAUUGGCUGUUAUCUGGCCUUGGCUAUGACGGCCGUGGGCCACAGCAUUGUGAAGUUCUGUGAAGAAGGCAUCCCACUCUUGGGAAUUCUGGUCCAGUCGAGGCAUUUGAGAACAGUGGUCCACGUCCUGGAUAAGAUUCUGCCUUUGUUCUACCCUUGCCAGUGUUACCUUCUGAAGAAUGACCAGUUUCUGUCACACCUCCUCCUGUUCCUACACUUGGACAGCGGUGUCCCUCAGGGUGUCACGCAGCAGGUCACCCACAAGGUGGCCCAGCACCUGAUGGGAGCCAGCCAUGGCGACAACGUGAAGCUUCUCAACAGCAUGAUCCAGGCCCACAUUUCUGUAAGCGCUCAGCCCAAUGAAGUGGGCCCGGUUGCUGUACUGGAGUUCUGGGUUCAAGCUCUUAUAAGCCAACAUCUUUGGUACCGAGAACAACCCAUCCUGUUCCUCAUGGACCAUUUGUGUAAAACAGCUUUCCAGCUGAUGCAGGAAGACUGUGUGCAGAAAUUGCUCUACCAGCAACAUAAGAAUGCUUUGGGGUACCACUGUGACCGGAGUCUCCUCUCCUCCUUGGUGAGCUGGAUCGUGGCUGGCAACAUCACCCCUUCCUUUGUGGAGGGCUUGGCCACAUCCACUCAGGUCUGGUUUGCGUGGACCGUCCUGAACGUGGAAUCCAUCUUUGAAGAAGACUCCCAGCUCCGAAGAGUUGUUGAAGGGGAGCUGGUUAUAAACGCUGCGUUCAGCCCCGACCAGGCUCUGAAGAAGGCCCAGGCCCAGCUGAAGCUCCCCAUCGUCCCCUCCCUCCAGAGGCUGCUGAUUUAUCGUUGGGCCCACCAGGCUCUCGUCACGCCUUCCGACCAUCCCCUUCUGCCGCUCAUUUGGCAGAAGUUCUUCCUCCUGUAUCUUCACCGCCCAGGACCGCAGUACGGGUUACCCAUAGAUGGCUGUAUUGGAAGAAGGUUUUUUCAAAGCCCUGCUCAUAUCAACUUGUUGAAAGAAAUGAAGAGGCGCCUGACUGAGGUGGCUGACUUCCACCAUGCGGCCAGCAAGGCCCUCCGCGUCCCAGCAGAGGGCAGUGAAGGGCCGCCGGCGAGCCAGCCGGGCCCCGCCGCUUACCUGACCUCCCCGGAGCUGCACACGGAGCUCGUGAGGCUCUUCAAUGUAUAUAUAUUAUGGCUAGAAGAUGAGAAUUUUCAAAAAGGAGAUACGUAUAUCCCUUCUCUGCCAAAGCACUAUGAUACCCACAGGCUGGCAAAAGUGAUGCAGAAUCAGCAGGACCUGUGGAUGGAGUAUUUGAACAUGGAGCGCAUACAUUACGAGUUUCAGGAAACCAUUGGUUUGUGGAUGCAGGCCAAGCUGGAGUCCCAUUCCACACCCUGCAGUCUGUCAGUGCAGCUGGACUUCACUGAUCCGUUGUUGGCUAAAGAAAGAGUUUUAAGUAACCUGCGGAAGCAUGAGGACCCCCAGCCUCCCCUAGUUCUGCACCCCAUGAGGCCCCCUGUCCCAGUUAUUUCCUCAGCCGUGCUCCUGAGUCAGAAGGACACCACCCAGAUGGUGCGCGCAGACCUGAGUGUGUUGCAGCAGCAGGCCAGAACUGCAGCUCUUCGGGAAUCUCAGCAGGUUGCCCUGGAUAGUGAGCUGCUGGACACAAUGCCCAAACAGUACGUUAAUCGAGAAGAGCAGGCCACACUCCACUUGGAGUGCAGAGGCAGCGGUGGUAAGAUGUGCCAAGGGGCAGCGGUCGUAACGGUUCAGUUUGAAGGUAUGCACAAGAAUGAAGCAGUAAGCCAGCAGCUCCGUGUUCUGCGAAAAGAAGUGAAGCAGUUGCAAGCAGAAGCUGCUAAGCCACCAUCACUUAAUGUUGUGGAAACCGCUGUGCAUGCAGAAAACUUGAUCACGGCCUUGGUGAAUGCCUACCAGUCACAGCCCACCCCCGGGGUUCAGAAGGUUGGCAUCAGCCUCUUCUUCACUGUCGUGGAUUAUGUCAGCGAUGAGACCCAGCGUCACCCUCCCACAAGGCAGUUCUUUACUUCAUGCAUUGAGAUCUUGGGACAGGUGUUCAUCAGUGGCACUAAAUCCGAAUGCAGGAGGGUGCUUCAGACCAUCCUGAAGAACCAGAGACUCUGCUCUCUUUUGUCCCCCUUCUUCACUCCCAAUGCGGCACCUGCAGAGUUCAUACAGCUGUAUGAGAAGGUGGUGAAGUUUCUAAGUGAGGACAACAGUGACAUGACUUUCAUGCUGCUCACCAAGUUCGAUCUUAAGCAAUGGUUAAACACCACUAAACCUCCUCUGUCUGAUCGUACCAGGCUUCUGGAGUUCAUUCACUUGGCACUUACUGCCUGGGGCCUUGAACCAGAUGAAGAGAUUUUGAUGCCAUUUAAUCUUUUCUGUAAGCACUGGACUUACCUUCUCCUCUACCAGUUCCCUGACCAGUACAGUGACAUUCUCAGGCUGCUGAUGCAAAGCUCCGCCGAGCAGCUGCUGAGCCCCGAGUGUUGGAAAGCCACCCUGAGAGCCCUGGGCUGCUGCUCCCCGAACUGCCAGCAGGGGCCAGCUUCUGCUGAGAGCACAGGGCUUCAGAGCUCUCCGGAUGGUCUCUUGUCGGACAAGCAGGUGGUGGAGACCAUACAGUGGCUCUCCAACUUUUUAAAUAAGCUUCGGUUAUCCACGUUGGACUUUAAAAGUUUUGGCUUAUUUUCAAAAUGGAGCCCUUACAUGACUGAAAUGAAGACACUCUUGGCCUAUCUGGUGAAAAGGCUGCUUGACUCAGAAAUGGUCUGCUUGGCCCAGGGCCCAUCUGCCAGCAGCAAAACAGUGCUGAGAUCCCUGCAUUCGAUAAUCGUCCAGCUCUUUAAGCCAUGGAUCCUGGUUUUAGAGGACAAUGAAAGCGGCCAGCGACAUUACCCCUGGCUGGAGAGUGAUGCCGUGGUGGCCUCAAGCGUCGUGCAGCUGUUCACCGACUGCAUCGAUUCAUUGCACGAGAGAUUUAAAGAUAAGCUCUUGCCCGGUGAUGAAGGAGCCCUGCGGUUACACCUGCUGCAUUAUUGUGAAGCAUGUACGGCACCCAAAAUGCCCGAGUUCAUUCUGUACGCUUUUCACAGCGCCUACCGGAAACUGCCGUGGAGGGACCUGCAUCCCGACCAGAUGCUCAUGGAAGCUUUCUUCAAAGUGGAACGAGGAAGUCCCAAGAGCUGCUUCUUAUUUUUGGGCUCUGUCCUCUGCGAAGUCAACUGGGUCAGUGUGCUCUCUGACGCCUGGAACCCCAGCCCCCUCCCAGAGACCCGGAGCAUGGUUGUCUGUCUCCUUUUCAUGAUGAUUUUAUUGGCAAAGGAAGAUCAACUGGUAGACCAAACUGAUUCGCCUCUACUUACUCUCCUUGGACAGACAAGCUCGCUUUCAUGGCAUCUGGUGGAUACUGUGUCGUAUCAGAGUGUGCUGGCUUAUUUCAGCAGCCAUUACCAGCCGUCCAUCAUCCUGGCACAGGAACCUUCUGCUGAAUUAAUCGUGAAGCUCCUAAAAGUGUCUGCAGGCCUUUCCGUCCCUACUGACAGCCAGAAACAUCACGAUGCAGUUCCAAAAUGCCGAGCCUUCACCCAUCAGAUGGUUCAGUUCCUCAGCUCCCUGGAGCAGAAUGGGAAAAUCUCCUUAGCGGCCCUGGAACAGGAAAUGUCUAAGCUCUUGGAUGACAUCAUUGUUUUUAACCCACCUAAUGUGGACAGCCAGGCCCGCCACAUGGCCCUCAGCAGCCUCUUUAUGGAAGUGCUGAUGAUGAUAAACAACGCCACCAUCCCCACGGCAGAGUUCCUACGGGGCAGCAUCCGGACCUGGAUCGGGCAGAAGGUGCAUGGGCUGCUGGUCCUGCCGCUGCUGACGGCAGCCUGCCAGAGCCUGGCCUCCGUCCGCCACAUGGCCGAGACGACGGAAGCCUGCAUCACCGCCUACUUCAAAGAGGGCUCCCACCAUCAGAAUUUAGGAUGGGGCCCCAUCCUGGUGUCCCUUCAAGUUCCUGAGCUCGCCAUGGAAGAGUUUCUGCAGGAGUGCCUGUCCCUUGGCAGCUACCUGACCCUCUACGUCUACUUGCUGCAGUGUCUAAAUAGCGAGCAGACAGCAAGGAACGAAAUGAAAGUGCUGCUCACCUUGAGCAGGUGGCUGGAGCAGGUGUAUCCAAGCUCGAGCCAGGAAGAAGCGAAGCUGUUCCUGUGGUGGCACCAGGUCCUGCAGCUGUCCUUGGUCCAGACGGAGCAGAAUGACUCGGUCUUGACGGAAUCGGUCAUUCGAAUUCUGCUCAUGCUCCAGGGCAGGCAGAACCUGCUGGCCGAGGAGAGGCUCAGCUCCGGGAUUCUCGGGGCCAUUGGGCUGGGCCGGAAGUCGCCCUUGUCUAACAGGUUCCGAGUGGCUGCCCGAGGCAUGGCUGCCUUCCUUUCAGUUCAGGCUCCUGCCGAGGACCAGAUCCGUUUGAAGCCUGGCUCUGAAUUACAUCUGACCCUGAAAGCUCAGCAGGCUCUGAGUGCCCUCGAAUCCUUGCCAUCAAGUAAGCAGUACGCUGAAUACCAGGACCAUAUAUCGCGAGCUGUGCAGUUCAUAAAGCAUCCUGGUCAUUGCCUGCAAGACGGGAGAAGCUUCCUGGCUCUUCUUGUGAACUGUCUUUACCCAGAAGUGCAUUAUUUGGACAACAUACGGUAGUAACACUGAGGCUCUUGAUAAACCUGUCGCUGUUUAUGUUUACAUUUACCUUUGCUGUUGCCCAGAUAACUUUGCUCAGCUUCACUGCAGUCUGGCCAGUGAGUUAGUUGACCAGGAUGCAAGUUGGUAGGCACUAGAUGAUUCUGUUGUGCAUGUACACAUGUGGGUAUGUGUGUUUCCUCAACUCUUAACAUGCCAGGGACUUCAUAGUUUUUAUAUUCAUUCAACAAGAGAAACUUACUAAGUUCUACUUGGGUAGAAAGCCACUCACAGUUGCUGAACAUCCCGGUCAUCUCAUGAGACCCAGGGAUGGGGUUCUGUACAUCUGCACUUCUGUCUUCUCUGUUUUAUUUAAAUAUCAGGACUCCUGUGCCAGAUCUAACUACUUUGGGAUCAUGUCGAACCCUCACUUCUGAACCCCAUCUGUGUUCCUUCAAAGUGAAAAAGCUUUGAAAAGUUCUGCAUUUCUCAACUAUGGGGAAAUAACACCAACUUAAAAGUAUUGUAUUAUUUCUCUCAGAAGGGAGAUAAGACGGCUGAGUUAAAGUGAGUCUUGUCAGAAAUGUGACCAUUUGAUCCUGACUACAGUGGACAGGAGAGGUGGUGACAAGUCCAUUUCCAUCCAGGUGUGUCCUCAUGGAGAAGGAGCUGUCUGUCUAAAUCGGGGGUGCGGGCUGGCGGUCUGUGGAGGGCCUGCCUUGCAGAGAUGUGUUUUGUUUGGUCCCCGGGGGUGAUAGUGUAGACAAGGGCUUGCUCUCUCCAGUUCUCUGUAGACCUACAUUCCCUUUGGUUCUACCCUAGCCGGUUCCUUCAUUCAUGUCACUUACUUGGCCCCUGCAGACACCUAAAUUUGCAACUCUUCCCAGACACCAAGUGUGACAUCUGAAGGUCCUACUGUUAAGAGAGACAGAGACUGAGAACUUGACUCUCUGUUCCCUGUGUGUUUCUUCACUCCCUAUUUAAACUCAAAUGAACCUAGCAAAUCCACUGAAACACUGAUCCUGGGAACUGGCCCAGCUCAGGAGACUUAACUAAAAUUUGGCUUUUUUCAAAUCGCCACGUGCCUUCUGUUGUUAACAGUUCGCUCAUUACCAAAGCCUGUCUGUGACGUUGCCUUGUUUUGCUACCGUCUUCUGGAUCUUGUCAUUUCCCCCAGGAGUUAGCAAUUUGACUUCUGUCAUCAUAGUCACAAUUCUGUUGGUUCAGAAUUGAUUUCGUUGUCCAGCCUGCAUAAAAUGUCUUUUGUUUGUGGGUUAGCUAUCACCUGAAGAGACUUACCUAAAAAUGUCCUAGCAGUCACUGAGAGCUUUUAGCCAGGGGAAGAGGGCUGUAGGUGACCAUCUCUUUUCAAAUAUCAUUUUCGAGUGCUUCCCUGAACAUUUGGGAAUGUGUAGGAGUUGUUCUUUUUUUGAACCUCAUUCCUUGGACGGAACCGUCCUGCCCCACAGACGUGCUCUGGUAAAGAUCAUCCCUGUUGGCCUCCAAGUUCUGUGGCCGCCAAGUGUCCAUCUCUGAGGGAGGCGUCCCCGAGCUUUCCUUGUUUUUGCAUCUCUCCGUUUUCAAAAUCAGUCAUCUUCCCUGUGCUGUGUCUAAGAACGUUCUAGAAGCUGUGGACAGUUCCACGGCUGACUUGGCAACAAAGAUUUCACGCCAGGAAGUAUUUCAUGUGCUGUUUCCUUUGAGGAGGGUGUAAUUGCUGAUACCCUAGAAUGUGAACCUUUGGAGUGACAGUAUGUACAUUUAAAGAAAAUUAUGUUUAAUCUCUUAAUUUUUGAAGGUUUAUAAUAUUUAUAAUGUAUUUGCCCUGUAAAAACUAUAAAAAUAAAUAAAUCUUUGGUUGUAGCUGGUAAGAAUCUGAUUUUUAGGGCUAUCACACGAUCUUGUGAAGUAUUUCAGUUGUUAAAAUUGAUGCAAAUUUUUAUGUCUGAUGUUAUCCAUUUUCUUUGAUACUGUGAGAGACGGUUGAUAAAAAUGCUUCCUCUUCAUGCUUAACAGUGGAAGGCUUACAGCGUAGGUUCCUCUAAGAGGCUCGAGGCUACGAAAUUGUAAGGACACUGAGAUAGUUCAGAAGGUGGAAACACUGCUGUAGCCUCCUGGAAGAGAACAGGCCAGUCUGCCCACUGGCUUUCAGGAAUAAUGAGCCUUUGCUGGCGAGAUAGUCACCCCGAGAGCGCACAGGACCAGUUUCAGAGACGGUUACCGAUGCUGCGCGCAGAUACCUGGAUCAGGACAAGACCGAGGCGCCCCGGUGCCCGAGCGGCAUUGAAUGUGGACCAGCGUGGGCUUUCCCCGAGCGUGGCCGGCAGUGGCAUCUGGUUCGGAUGGGGAUGCCUGGCCGCUUCCUGGGCUUGAUGAGAAGCACUUCUGCUCCUCCACUCGCCUUUCUGCUCUGCACAAGGGACGGGUCAGAGAGGCACACUUGGCGCCCGGUCUCCUGGCUCCACCGCCUGACUCCGCAGCAAGCUGGAGGCACAGCCGCCAGGGGAGGGAGGUCCUGUGACGUGUCUGCUCGGCCUGGCGGAGGAGCCAGGCCCCUCCCUGCGUUUCUCCGAUCUCGUUUCAUAGUUUCACAGUCAGUUUGUUGGCUCAGUCACAUCUGCCUCCCUGGAGUUGCCUGAGUCUCCCGGUUCUUUGAGCCGGAAAAUGAAAACCCCCAGAGCAGCCCAACCUCCCUUUACCCAAGUGCCAACCCCCUUCGUCCCCGUCAGUCACCACAAUCCGUAGGCCCACGUUGUACAAGUUAGAGCGUCCAUGCCCUUUCUUCCUUCUGAGUGAAGGUGAUACGCAAUUUUCUGUUGGAUUUUUACUCCUAAAAUUGAUGAUUUCUUCUGGAGCAGGAAGCAGAUGUCGUAGAGUCAUGACGGCUGGUGUCAGCAGGGGCGUUAGGGCUCAUCCAGCCCCACCUGUCACUCAGCAGGGAUCCCAGCCCUGGUCCUCCAGCCUCUUCUCUGCCCUUUCCUGUAGCCGGUGGUCCUGCCCUCGGGGACGAGCCCCAGCGUAGUCCUGCUCUGUGCGGAGCUGAAACUGGCCUCCUGGUGCCACUGAUCCUGGCUCUGCGGGAGCAGGCUGGGCCGGGGCUGCUGUCUCACCUGCUCACGACAGACCUUCAGACCUUCGGACAUUUUCAUGCCUCAUCACACCUGACCCUGUCCGUCUGCCACCCCCCUUCUCUUUAGGCCAAAUGCCUUGUCCCUUUAGUUAGUCCUCUUCCCCCACAAGGUCUAACAGGGCUGCACUUUGGGACAGCUGCCCAAACUCGCCUAUGUUAGCAGAUAAGAGCCACGUCCGGGACAGCAGGGCCGGGGCUCGGGUGAAACCAACAAGGCACCCAGGGCACACGUGUAAGGUGGCACUCGCCUUAGUCCCGGGCCCUCAGCCCGGUCUCUGCCUUGGGGGUUGGCCACACUAGUGGGGGUCAAGCAGCAGAGUCCGCCCCCACGGACACGUGGGCAGCGUUGGCUCUGAGCAGCUGUGCCCUCCCACUGAAUGGCACAUCGAAUCGGUGGUGAGUUCUGACUCCAGACUUCGGUUUACCAUCCGUUGCUGCCAAAGACUGGUCUCUUCACCUGCCCGCAUGAGAGGUCUGACAUUAAGGCCCUUUGCACUUACCCUUUAAAACUAUCUGCUUCAUGUUGGACCAACUUUAUAGCUUAUUUUGAGCUGGUAGCUGACAAUCUUUCUGCUCAGUUAACUUUGUCUUAUUCAGCAAAAAUGGAGUAAUAAGCAUGUUGCUUUAAAAAAAAAAAAAAGUUGUCCCUUCUGUGGUCUUCCAUUUGCCUCUGGGUCGUUCUGGAUAAGGGUCUUGGUUUCCCACCAGGUGCUAAUACUGACCUUGUUCUGGUCCACGAUGGUCCUUUCAUGUUACAGCGACAUGUGUCCUGUAGAAGUUGAAGUUGAAAUUUCCUUCUGUCUGAAUAGAUUCUCGAUUUCUGAUGACAAUCACUUGGCAAAAAUAAAAUUAAACUACUGACUCUA
This is a messenger RNA of Camelus dromedarius (Arabian camel), 11793 nucleotides long. It is a transcript of the gene EPG5, whose product is annotated as ectopic P-granules 5 autophagy tethering factor. The record is from RefSeq and is a predicted model, not a curated record. The transcript has 44 exons. Lineage: Eukaryota; Metazoa; Chordata; Mammalia; Artiodactyla; Camelidae. Gene Ontology annotation, cellular component: cytoplasm. Gene Ontology annotation, biological process: autophagosome maturation. The coding region runs from base 85 to 7818 and encodes 2577 amino acids.